AAUGUAGAGUGUUAUUCAAGAAAAUUAUCGUAAUCUCACAAAUUCUGUUCACACAUUAUAUUAUCUAAACCAUAACUAACAUUUAUUAUGUUUGCUUUCUUGAUUAGCCUUUUUGCACCCAAUGUCUUCCUUAUAGAAGCAAAGAACAAAGGAGUUCCUUCAAACCAAAUAUCCCAAAAAUAUGUUAGGAUUUAGUUUGUUCUUUAACUUCUUCUAUCCUCUCUCUAUUAAUUCUUAUUCGAAUCUCUCCUUCAAGAUUCCAUGGAAGAUCUCAACACAUUCGCAGCUGACUGCGUAGUUGUAUCGUGUUGUUGCAACUGUCUUGUUCUCCAGAUCGCGGUCUUUAUCUUCCUUGGACUUCCUCAAAAGCUUGUCAAGAACACGAGGAAAUGUUACGCGAAAUGGGGGAUAAACCGAAGGAUAAAAAGAAUGGGGCUUUGCUGCGAAUGUAGUCGAGAAAACACCGAUAUCGAUUCGGGAUGGAUGAAAGAGUCUAUAACGACUAUGAGUAUGGUGGAGAUGGAAGGUCUUAGGUGUAUUGAAGAAGUUGAACAAGCUUUACAAGAGUUUUCAAAGAAUGGUGAGUUUUUGUUUGGAAGCUUCUGGGGACAAGAGAGGGUUCAAAAUUCUUCGUCAAUGUCAAAUUGUGGUAAUGACAACUUUGACUUGAGAUUUGUAACUCGUUAUGAGAUCAUUGAAGAAAAUUUCUACUCCUUGGAUUAUAUAUUCACAAUUUCACCUAAUCUAACAUUGAAAUAAAAAUAGUUCCAACUA
This is a messenger RNA of Capsella rubella, 774 nucleotides long. RefSeq lists its product as uncharacterized. The record is from RefSeq and is a predicted model, not a curated record. The coding region runs from base 262 to 759 and encodes 165 amino acids. NCBI's taxonomy places the organism in Eukaryota, Viridiplantae, Streptophyta, Magnoliopsida, Brassicales, Brassicaceae. The transcript has a single exon.